AUGGGCACCAAGAUGGAUUUCCAACACUUUGCACCGCAGAUCGACAAGAUCUCCAAGGCGACACCGAGCCAAAUGGCUUCUAAUGCUCUCUGGAAUGUUGUCCGCGAUAACUUCUCCAUCUCAACCUGGAUGGCCAUUGGAGCCGUUCUCCAGGGUCUCUUAGUUUUGUUCGCUCGACCUACUCUCGCAAUCGCACCGUCAGUACUCGUCUUGCUUUAUCGAUUCUCCCACACGAUGCUCAUGCACUACGGCUUUGUUCGCAACACGCAGAUGGAAGAUGCCAUCAUGGGAAAGUAUACUGUGCAGAUCCCCGACAAGGACGGUAAACAGCCAAGUGAGCCGUCGGAGACAGGCAUGGCCAUCAUCAUGCUGGGCAUGAGAAACAAUUCCGCGCUCGGUAUGUUUGGAUCAGGCGCGCGGGAUGCCUUCCUCACGUUUGGGGAGAUGUUGAAGGAUCUUGAGAAUGAUCCUGACUCCGGCUUUCUUGGUAUGUGUGGGUAUAGAGCUGCCAAUGAGCGAGCGACGUCCAAUGGUUCCAUGUCGGUUCUCUAUUUCCGUAGCGUAGAGGAUAUCAAUCGAUUCGCUCACGCUCCACUUCAUCGUAAGGCCUGGGAUUGGUUUGUCGAAUUGAGCAAGACGCAUAAGCAUUUGAGUAUCAUGCACGAAGUGUAUUCAGCGCCAAAGAAGAACUGGGAGAACAUCUUCAUCAAUUACCACCUCACAGGCAUCGUAGGGAAAAUUCUGAAACCCGUCAUCAUCAAUGGAAAAGAGUAUACGCCUAUUGCCAAUGCCCAACGUGGGCCAUUAAGCACGCACAAUGGACGAAUCGGCAAUUCGAGAUCAGGUGCUGAUGAUAAAGAUUAUCUUAUGAAUGCUCAAGAGUGA
Molecule: messenger RNA, 885 nt
Organism: Trichoderma aggressivum f. europaeum
Lineage: Eukaryota; Fungi; Ascomycota; Sordariomycetes; Hypocreales; Hypocreaceae
Exons: 6
Coding region: 1-885 (294 amino acids)
Source: RefSeq, a predicted model, not a curated record